Messenger RNA from Pseudo-nitzschia multistriata, 4349 nucleotides. Lineage: Eukaryota; Bacillariophyta; Bacillariophyceae; Bacillariales; Bacillariaceae. The record is from the annotation of a GenBank genome assembly.
GAACCACUGCCGAAUCGAUACCAUCAAUCACAACACCGCACUAGUCACCGGUACGUACCGUAGUGAACACAAUACAAGCAUUGACAGCGUGCGACAAGCCAAAGCAUGCGGUACCUUUCGUCCCGAGUCUUGUUCUAUUGGAUCUCCUCUCUGGCCUUUGAAAAAAAAUCCGCCGCCUUCGUCAGCCCACUCUUUUUCCGACGGGCCGCCAUUCAACGAGCAGCAACUGCAGCGACAACCUCGGGAACCAGAAGCAGCAUGGUGGCUGCCACGUCCGCAAGCGCAAGCUCUAGCGCAUUCUCUUCCAGCCGGAGCAUUCCAAAGGAGGAAACCAGGAUCCUGGACCUCCUGCAGGGCCAGCCCGCCGCCGAUGGCCGCGGCGUGAAAAUCGCCGUCCUCGACACCGGGUGUGACCUGGCGGCCGCAGGGCUCCAGGAAACCAGCACGGGUCUUCCCAAGUACCUCGACUUUUUGGACUGCACCGGGGACGGAGACAUCGACACCACGGCCACGGCGACAAUCCCGGAGGUUUCCAACGACGAUGCCGACGGGCCGAUCGUGAUCAAGGGGAAAUCGGGCCGCGACCUCACGCUCGGGGCCUGGGCACCUCCCGCGGGAUGCACCGUCCGGUUGGGGAGCAUCCGCCUCUACGACGUGAUUCCCAGGUCGGUCAAGAGGCGAUUGGUGAGGGAACGCAAGGAGGCCUUUGUGGACGAGCACCGCCGAUUGAUUGCGCAGACCCAGCAGACCCUGGACGAUCUGCAAUCGAAGAUCAGUGGCUUCACGGCCGGCAAUGGCGACGACGACGACGCAAAGGAAAAGAAAGCCGACGAGAAAAAACAGCUCAUUCGCCAGCGCAAGGACGCCGAGACGCUGCUCGGGCAGUACCAGGCCAUGAUGGAAUCCUACGACGAUGCCGGACCCUACAUGGACGUCGUCUUGUUUCGGGACGAGAGCGACGGUGACGAAUACAAGGCCGUGAUCGAUCUCAAGGCCGAUGGGAACCUCACCGAGUCCGUUCCCUUUUCGGCCUUUGCCAAGCACCGGCAGAUGGGCGAGUUUGGCUUUGGGUCCUCCGUGACCUUUUGCAUCCAGAUCUACGACGGGGGGAACACCCUCUCCAUCGUCACCGACGCGGGCUCUCACGGAACCCACGUAGCCGGGAUUGCCGCCGCCAACUUUGGUGAGGAAGACAUCAAGAACGGGGUCGCUCCCGGGGCGCAGGUCCUGGCCUGCAAGAUCGGAGACGGCCGCCUGGGAUCGGCAGAAACCGGAACAGGCCUGAUCCGGGCACUGAUUGCCGCCAAGAAAUACGGCUGCGACCUCGUCAACCUCUCCUACGGGGAACCUUCCUGGCAGCCCGAUUCGGGACGCGUCUCGGAGGUCUUUGCGGACGCGACCAAGAAGUGGGGGAUCACCGUCUUUACGUCCGCCGGAAACGACGGGCCCGCCCUCUCCUCCCUGGGAUCGCCUGGUGCGCUGAGUUCCUGCAUCACCGUCGGGGCCUACGUCUCGUCCGAUAUGAUGGUCGAUCAGUACUCGACGCUUCCUGACGGAGACGAAGGUUUGAGGGACGCCUCGUACUAUUUUUCGUCGAGAGGGCCCACCCCAGACGGCCUCCUGCCCGACAUUUGCGCCCCCGGGGGUGCCAUCUCGCCCAUUCCCCGCCACGCGCUUCAGGGGAAGGCGCAGUACCACGGAACCAGCAUGUCGUCUCCGAAUGCCUGCGGGGUUGCGGCCUGCGUGCUCAGCGCGGUGAAGCAGCGGCUCGGGAUCGACCGCGUGUCUCCCCCGGCACUUCGGAAGGGACUCUCCAAUACGGCCGUCCCGGUCGACGUGGCCGAUCCCUUCGCACAGGGGUACGGUCUCGUUUCGGCGACGACGGCCGUCGAUUACAUACUUGAGAACCGGGGAAAACUCGCGCAGGACCUAACCCUAGACGUCUCCGUGCCGGAACGAAACAACGCCAGGGGAUUGUACAUUCGCGACGCCCUCGAGCUGGAGGGUCCCAUGACCUUCGGCGUCAAGGUCAUGCCCGAUUUUCAGCAUGCGUCGACCCGAACCCCCGACGAGAUGGACGAGGUCCUUUCCAUGGAGCUGGACUUGAACCUCGUUCCAAGUGCCUCCUGGGUCAAGUGUCCCGAGCGAAUGACGCUGAUGUCGGCGAUCGAACGCAACGGCCAGCAGUUCUCGAUACGGUUAGCGGUCGAGGAUUUGCCAGCUGGUGUCCACUAUGCCACGGUAGAUGGAAUCGACUCGAACGACGAGGCGCGCGGAUCCCUAUUUCGGCUCCCGGUGACAGUCGUCAAGCCCCACUCGGCCAUUGUUGACGCCACCAACCCGUCUGCUAGCCUCAACGAGCACGAGACCAUCACACUCGGGGACAACGGAAUCGACUAUUCCAUGUCGUACAAGCUCGAGGCCGGCGCUCCAAACCGUCGGUUCCUCGAGGUACCUUCCAUUGCCGAAUGGGCGACGAUCAAGAUUAAGAGCACCGAUCCGAAUCCUUCCCCCACGUCGCCUGGUAGAGUAUUGAUUCACGCCGUCCCAUUUGUGCGCGGUGACAUUCCUAACACCGAGAUUCAGCUGAAGAAACUCAUCCAGAUAACCGAGGGUUACGAAAAGGAGUUCAGCAUGAAGGUCAAGGGUGGAUCCACGCUAGAGAUCUGCCUGCAGCUUCUUUGGUUGGCAAAUGCUGCCUCUAGUUCGGUUGUUGUUGAUGUUGAGUUCCACUCCUUUUCCACACAGGCGCCGACCCUAGUGGCCUCGCAGCCUCUGGUCAUCUCGGCUGGUCGCGAGUUUGCUCGCUUUGGUGCAGCAGCAAACUUGCGCUCGGAAAAGUUGAACCCUUCUGCAAGCCUGGACAAAGUCCAUCGAACCAUCCGGCCCUCCACCUACAAUAUCGUUAGCGGUUCGACGGACAGGGAUAUUAUGCCUCCGAGCGAUGCCGAGCUCAGGGCGAACCCCGAACUGACGGCGUCAGACGGAACCGAGAUUUUCAACAUGUUCCUAAAGUACGACUUCGAAAUUGAUUCCGACAAGGCCAUCAAGGUCACUCCCGUCGCCUCGUCGUUAUUCAACCAGCUCUACGAUUCUCCUCUGGACUCGCAGAUAUGGGAACUGAGGGAUAGUAACUCUCAGCUUCUAGAAUGCGGCAGUUCCAUGCAUCAUUCGAAUGCGGUUUCUCUCGAAAAGGGCAAGUACACACUCAGCUUCCACACCCGCCAUCCCAGUCGAAAGGUUCUAGAACAAAUGAAGGAUCUCCCCUUCCAGUUGAUCAUGUCGACAGAUGCGUUGGAUUGUAAGAUUUACUCAGAGUUGGACAAGGCCUCGACUCCCGCAGUCACCAGUGAUGGACGAAGCGAAGUUGGACUGCAGGUUCUUCGAAAGGGAUCAUUCAAAGAUUUGUAUGUCUCGCGCCCAACAGGUGACCUUCCAUCUUGGGUGAAACCCGGUGAUGUCAUGUCGGGAAAGGUUUCGUUGGACAAGGGACGCGGUGCUACUACUUCGAUGACACUGUCAUACCAAGUCCCACCGAAGUCCAAGGUCAAGAAGCUCAACGACAACAAGCUUCCCGAGGACAAGGAGGACGAAAAAACACUCGACGAGAUUGUGUUCGACAGCAAGGUAUCGUACCUAUCCAAAAACCGAAAGGAUGCAGCAGCUUACAAAGAGCUCUCUGACGCUCUGUUGCAAGAAAAUUCAACUAGCAUUCCCCUAUUGACUGAGUUACUGUCUUUUGCGAAGGAGACAAAACUCGACGGUGAGGAUUCUAAAGAAGCUGCAAGAGUUAGCGAGAUCCAAAAAGUUCGAGAUCUUCUUUCUGUUUCGAACGGUGGGCCGAUCGAUGAGGCUGCAUUGGCCCAAUAUUUCGGCGUGGCCCUCCCAACCGAGGAAGAUCUUCAGGACGACAAAGAGGCUUCGAAGUUGAAAAAGAAAAUGCAAGAGCAAAAGAAACUUCUCCAGGCAACUCUUCUGGCAUUGUCGGAUGCUUCUGCAUCUCUUGCAAUUUCUGAUACCUCGCAAUCGGAUCUCUUCGACUCGUCUGUGAAAGAAUUGAAGAAGUGGCCUUCUUUUUCGGAUGCAAAGGACAAACAUACGUACGCGAUGACGAUUUCGCGCCAUUUACGACUGUGCAAGGGUGAAAAGGGAAGCGCAAUAAAGACAUUGAUGGAUGCUCGCAAAGACGCCACUCCCGAAAACUACAAAGAACUCACCGAAGAGUUGCUUGGCAUCUACGACUCUCUGGAAGGGACGGAACACGUUAUUGAAGAUACGAAGAAUACGCUGUACAAGAGAUUCCCUCCAAAAUAAAUGCCAUUGAAUGCAUAGGACAUACUAGAAGAAUC